Messenger RNA from Paraphaeosphaeria sporulosa, 807 nucleotides. RefSeq lists its product as uncharacterized. Bases 86 to 688 code for a protein of 200 amino acids. The record is from RefSeq and is a predicted model, not a curated record. NCBI's taxonomy places the organism in Eukaryota, Fungi, Ascomycota, Dothideomycetes, Pleosporales, Didymosphaeriaceae. The transcript has a single exon.
GAAAACAACGACUGUUAAUGAAUGUCUCAUGAUAGAGCCGCUUUUCAUCAUCACUCUAAGCAAAUGAUGGUCAAUUCCUUGGCGGAUGGUCGUUCCGCGAUGCCGUCGUACCUUGUCUCGACUGCUCUUGUACGCUGUGGGCUUCUGUCAGGAAAAUUACAGAUUGUCUUUGCAACAACACUCAGCACAUAUCGCAUGGUCGAGAUCGCGGGGUAGCAGCGUACAGUGCCCCUCCUGGGACGCGGUUUCGCACAUCAUUGGCAGAGACAAUUAUCAGAAGGCUUCGUCCUUUGCACAGGGGUCAAAGAGAAUGCUAUUCGUCUGGAACAUUGGCACAGCCUCUCGUCGUGUCGCAUCAUGUAUUCGACGAGGUUGCAUAAUGCACGAGCCCUUUAGCGACAAGGUAUCGCGCAGAACAAACAGAGCUUCGCUCAUCGGCUCAAAAACGCUGGACGCCGAAUCGCCCGCUGGCGUAUCACAAUCGGUUGCUUUCCCCAGUCGCAGAAAAUGGUCGUCCGGCCGUCUAAACAUCUCGACUUCCUUCAUCAUUGUAACCCGUUUCCCUCAGAUAGAUUUCUCUGGACGAGUCGAUUCGAUUCGCUCCGGACCCGUUGCAUGGCUAACGAAGCAGCGAAUGGUCAGCCAACCUACAGAAAGCUGGCCCGGACCCGGACACCACACCGGUUGAAUGUGAUCACAUUCGGAAAACCGGUGCCACCGUCCGGUGAACGUGGCGAUGGGAACAAUCUUCUCGAAUUGAAAGACCACUAAGCGGCUUCAAAACACCGAUCCAUAAGCCGUUGGAUA